Molecule: messenger RNA, 1829 nt
Organism: Lasiosphaeria miniovina
Lineage: Eukaryota; Fungi; Ascomycota; Sordariomycetes; Sordariales; Lasiosphaeriaceae
Product: DHHC palmitoyltransferase-domain-containing protein
Exons: 3
Coding region: 265-1545 (426 amino acids)
Biological process (GO): peptidyl-L-cysteine S-palmitoylation; protein targeting to membrane
Cellular component (GO): Golgi apparatus; endoplasmic reticulum
Molecular function (GO): protein-cysteine S-palmitoyltransferase activity
Source: RefSeq, a predicted model, not a curated record
CAGGGUGUUGCCAACGUCAUAUCUGCGCCUGCCAACGGCGGCCGAAAGCUGUCUCGCGGCGCCUUACCAACGUAGCCGUUUAUCCUUUGUUCUCGAAUGUUACCAAUUUUCUGCAUCGCAGGCCGCGGUCGCGCCUUCUAAUCGUCUCCAUCCCCCUUGCCGCUCUUUCUCUUUCUCUUUUCUUGCAUCUCGCUUUCCUUAGCCUCGCUCGCAUCCUUUGCACCACAGACCGGCGCCCGUCUCGGGAUGCCCCGGUAAGACGCAAUGAGGGUGAGAGCUUAUCGGCCGGAGACGAGGUGGGCGACACGGAUUAUACCAUUUGUUCUGGCUGGCGCUGUCGGAUUUUCCACCUAUGUUGUGGUCAAACGCAUUUGCCUGGACUACUUCCUCUCCAGCUGGCAACGAUCCGGCGCCGCGAUCGCAUUCAUCGUUCUACACUUGUUAUUUCUCGUUUUGAUGCUAUUGACGUAUUUCCGCGUCUUUUUGGUCAUUCAAACCAACCCCGGGGUCGUACCACUCGGACCCAAAGCAACCGAACAAAAUACCCUUGAGAAGCGGAAGAUGAAGGGGAGACGAAGGCGGCGCGGCCAAGGAGACAGCGAAGGAGCCGCCGAAGGUGACCUUGAAGCUGCCAACCAGUACGACGGACGGCCAGACGAAAAUCCCGACAGUCCGGGACUCGAAGAAUACUAUAGCAAGGACGUAUUUAUAUGCGAGACGGAUGGCCGGCCACGCUGGUGCAGCACAUGCUGCAACUGGAAACCGGAUAGGGCACACCACUGCAGCGAAAUCGAAAGAUGCGUGCGUAAAAUGGACCACUAUUGCCCAUGGGUUGGCGGUAUCGUCGGGGAGACUAGCUUCAAGUUUUUUGUCCAGUUCACGUUUUACACUGCUCUAUAUUGCAUUGUGGUAAUUGUUGCUGCCGCGCUAUGUCUGAGGUGGUUGGCUACCAAUGGACUUGGAGUGGAUGGGUUUGUUAUCGCCGUCCUGGCAAUUGGCGCCUUUUUCGGCCUUUUCACGACGACAAUGGCACUCACAUCGAUACGGUACAUAGGCCUCAACCUCACAAACAUCGAUUACUUGAAGUCCAAGUGUAUUGUCCACCAGUUGGCAAUACGAGUUCCUCGAGGCACUCCACUAGGCCCGGACUACGGAGUCGUGCACUAUCCUUUGCCCAAAUCAGCCGAUGGGCUGAGUUCUCCAGAAUCCGCUCUGGCGGGCGGUAAAGGACCCUUUUCUGCAAGAGACCAACUUGCUACUCGCACAUUUGCAAUCGUCAAGACCGAAAUGGGCGAGAACCCGUGGCAGCUCGGCGUCUACCGCAACUGGAAAUCGGUUAUGGGAAAUAACAUUAUCGAUUGGUUCUUGCCCUUUAAUGAUUCGCCCUGCUCAACUUUCGAAAACAACGAGAGUUACUACGAAAUGGGUCCGUUGUAUAAUCAACUGCGGAAGAGAUUUAACCUACCAGAGAUCUCGAUCGAGAGCGAAGAGUCAGAAAUGAAGAAGUUGGAAAAAAAGGGGCAGCAUCAGGCAAACGGGUUAUAGGAAUUCAUGACGUGUACAAAGAUACCCGGGGUAUUUUAGGUGGCGCUGGAUGGCAAUCUUUUCUUUAUGCUCUGCAAUUAUUUUUACUCCAGAAUCGGAAGAUACACACGCGAUAAUGUAAUUAGACUUGGAGGUCUCACAAUCCAGGAUUCAGGAUACAUGGUUGAGUUCGGAGAAGAGCGCAAAUGGUAUCAACAAACAGGUUCAGCUCAUGUGACCAAUCACGUUCAACUAACGCGGGGCAUGGCUGGUUAUCAGGUAGAAAAAUAUACGUUUAUCCUGAA